This is a messenger RNA of Camelus dromedarius (Arabian camel), 669 nucleotides long. Its product is annotated as sterile alpha motif domain-containing protein 1-like. Bases 1 to 669 code for a protein of 222 amino acids. The transcript has a single exon. NCBI's taxonomy places the organism in Eukaryota, Metazoa, Chordata, Mammalia, Artiodactyla, Camelidae. The record is from RefSeq and is a predicted model, not a curated record.
AUGGUACACAAACAGCCCCCACAAUUUCAGAGCCAUGCCCAGAAUCCUCCCCCUCGGCGGCAUCGGCUGGAGGGCACGGGACGGGAGAGCAGGGGACACGGGAGAGGAUCCGCGACGUUUGUUAUUGUUUAUGAAGCCCAGCCAGAACCCGGAGCGCGGCGCUCGGGGGCCGAGGGGUGGAAGGGGAAAGAAGCCGGGAAGGACAAAGAUGCCUCCUCGGGCUCGAGGCCACCUCUCCGGACACCCGGGGCCAGCAUCAGCCCGCGGAACAAGAGGGCCAAGGCCGCCGCCGGAGCUUCCCCGGAGACAUUUCCAGCCCCGAAAUUAGCCCGGCUUUCCCUGGACACCCGAAGGCACGUAAGCUCUCCUCCGGCUCCCGCUCGCGGAGUUGGCGCUGGCGCGGCCAGCCACGGCCCCGGCUCCCGCCGCCGCGGAACGCCGCAUCCGCGCACUCACCUGCCUCCGGUCGCGCCCGCGGCCGGCUCAGCCUCCACACGGACCGCAGCCAGCCCGGCGCCCGUCCGCUCCCUUCUGCCCGCUCCGCCCUCGCCCCGCCCCCGGGAGGUGGGACCGGCCGCCGCGCCGGAAUCUCGGGGCGGCCCUCCUGAACUCUCGCGAGCCCUCCCUCCUCGGCUUCUCGGUGGCUGGGCCGGUCCGACUCGGCCCUGA